Molecule: messenger RNA, 3136 nt
Organism: Pomacea canaliculata
Lineage: Eukaryota; Metazoa; Mollusca; Gastropoda; Architaenioglossa; Ampullariidae
Product: serine/threonine-protein kinase Nek4-like
Exons: 13
Coding region: 83-1543 (486 amino acids)
Biological process (GO): protein phosphorylation
Molecular function (GO): ATP binding; protein kinase activity
Source: RefSeq, a predicted model, not a curated record
AGUACGGUACGACGCCUAGUUUGGGAAAACCGCCCACUACAGCAGACUUCGUGCAACUGACUUCGAUAAACGGGUGGAAAAGAUGGCCAACCCAACUUACUUUAUAGCUGGAGAGCUGGGCAAAGGAGGAUUCGGAGUAGUGUACUUACUUAAAAGCGACAAAGAUGGCCCUCCGCUUGCCAUGAAGACAGUCGACCUGAGGAAGAUUCCAGAGGAUUUCAGGGAGCGAGCUAAGGACGAAGCCAAGCUUUUACAGAAUCUGAGCAACCCCUACCUGGUGCACCACGUCAACUCGUACAUGAGGCACCCGUACCUGUGCAUCAUCAUGGAGUUCUGCGCUGCUGGAGACCUCGAAAAGUUCAUCAAACAUCUGGGCUUCAAGAACCUACCCGAAAAACUCAUUACCUGCUGGUUGAUGCAGGCUGCAUCGGGGCUGAACUACAUGCAUACUCAUGAUCCUGUAGUACUCCACAGGGACCUGAAGCCACAGAAUAUUUAUAUCACUGGCACUGGUGGUCUGCGCCUUGGGGAUCUUGGACUAGCAAGGAAACUGGCUGGUCCGCAAGACAUGGCCACAACUGUGGCUGGAACUAUUGUAUAUCUCAGUCCAGAGAUGCUGAAUCAGAAACCAUACAAUUCAAAGACUGAUAUCUGGAGCCUUGGAUGUGUGUUUUAUGAUAUUGCAAGCAUGAAAUCCAAAGAGGAAGAAAUGGGCCUCAUGUUUCUGCUGUUUCAAGUCAUGGGUGGCAGGAAUGUACCUUUGCCAGAAAUCUACAGUGAAGGACUGAGAGAAACAAUCUUACGAAUGCUGACCAAAGACCCUCAAGAACGUCCGAGUGCUGGCAACAUUCUUAACAGCACUGUUGUGCAAAGCUUUCGUAAAAAUCCUGAGGAGCCAGCUAAUAUCAUCGCUGAACAUGCAAGAAAAGAAAGAAGACCUGUGCCAAAGAUUCCUAGAGAUUUGGCAGACAUUAGAUGUGGGCAAGUCCCCUUGGAUUCAAGAGACAUUCUGGUGCCACUGAAGGCAUUAGAGGACCUGAAGAAACUGAACAGUCCAAAGCCAAUACCAAUGCCAAAGCCGAGACUAAACCCUGUUAAAGUAGAGGAUGUUGCCCCAGUUAAGAAGGAAGAUAAAGUUAAUCCAAUGAGAGUCUUUAAUGGAAUGAGUGAGAACUCAAUGAUUUUGUUUGGAGGUGCACGAAACACAGCUGCCUCAGGGCCAUCUGCUGCUGUUGAAGGUGCUGUUGGAGGCAGUGAUGAUGCUAAUGAAACAUUCUUUGAUUCAAAGAAUGAGCCAGAGUAUGACGAGGAACACUUCUUGGCUAAGAUACAGGGGCUACAAGUGGACUGCACUAAUGGACUAGGAACAGAAGUGCUUCAGGCUGCCUAUGGAAUCAUUGCAAAUGUUCGAGACCUCAGUAUGCUUAAGGUGCAGCUGGAGGAACUGCUAGGCAAGUCCCUGUACACAAAAUAUAGUGCAAAGAUUCUGGAACUUCGAGUUCUUGAAUAUGCCCUCCACAAAAAACUGAGCAGCGUCAGGUGAGGAGAUGACGUGCAGGAGAUGAGAAAGCACCUGCUUGAUGCUGACAACAGGAAACUGCGCAGUGCACACAGAAAAUUAAGAAUUAUUAAGAAUAAUGCUAGUGAACUGAACACCUACUACACAUUGCGGAGUAAUUAUGACAUCUUAUGGCAUACACACCUAUUUUAUUGACAAUAUGUCAGAAAAUGAAGUAUUAUGGCAAAAGUGUUAAAGACAGCAAUGGACACCUUCAAAUGCUGACUUUUAACUUGCACAUUUAAGUAUUUUUGUUCAUGAGUAGAUCAUUAAUAGUAGAUGUAUAAUAUAUAUAGGUGUGUGCAUUUAGAUAUACGUAUGUGCAAUCAAGUGUGAGUGAUGGAGUUAAAAAGAGUUUGUGUGUGUUUGUGUGCGUGGGCACACGUAUUCAAUGUCAUGCACAUUCAAGUGUUCAUGAACAUGUUUUUAAAAGAAAAUCUUGUGUCUUUGUGUGAAUGAAAUUCCCAAUUUUGGAUUUUCUGUCUGAUGUAAAAAUGCUCCUUUUUAGUGGAUCUCAUUUAGAGAACAAAAGAGAGAGAGAAAGUGAAAGAGAGAAAGAGUAUGUGUGUGCAUGCACCCAUGCAUGUGCAGGUGCACAUAUUCAUGUACAUACAAGAGUUGACAAAAUUAUUAGAAUUCUAAUGCUUUAGAUACUUUAGGUCGAUGAGAUAUGAAUCUAUUAAAAGUAUUGCUCACAUGUUUGUUUUCUUUUUAAAAUAUUUGACUUCUCUGUCUUGUUUUGCAAUCAAGAUACAAUGGCUUCAUGUUGUCCAUGGAUUCCUAAAACAUCAACUUACUGUUAUUAAUUACUCAGCUGACAGACUCUUAGAUAAUGCCCAGUUCAUUUCACAAUACAUGUAUUCAUGAAAUAUGUUUAUGACACUGUAAAUGUUUUGAUCAUGAGUAGACACAUACUUUUUAAAAACACUUAUACACUUAACACAUCCCUUUUCAUUAUAUUUAAAAUUGUUGAUAAUUUCUGUUUAGUUUGAAUAAUGACACGUUAUUGGAAGUGUCCAUGUAUUACUAUAAAGCGCCCAGUUGCAGUAAAAUGUUCUUCAAGUUUACUAAAGAUCUUUAUUAUUGAUAGUGUGUACUCUUAUUUCAUACACCUGCACUUUACAAGAAAUAUCUACACUGUCGGAUGAUUUGUAGGGUAAACCAUAAGAAAGUCAGCAUUCCUCUGUAACCAGUAGACCUAAUGAACAGCCAUCACCAUAUUGUCUAUUAUCAAUCAUCAAUUAUUAUAAAACAUCUAGGAAAGUAGAUCUUUUGCCACAGUCAAUAUUGUAUCUUCUAUAAAUAUUAAAUUAUAUUCCUUAAUAAUUAGGUUUGAUAUACUGUGAUGCUUGGCUGUAAAUGCCAGGCUAUUAACAUUUUGUUGUUAUAAUAAUAUCUCUUAAAAUGAUUUUCUGUUUAGUUUAAUUUAUAUUAAUGUUCUUCCUAUUAACUCCUAGUGGAGCAUAGGGUCGCUUUAUUUUAUAUUACUGUCAGUAAUUUGACUGGUUUGUUAGCAAUCUCAUUCCUGUAUAGUUUAAUGCAAGGUUGUGAUGCAAUAAACAGACAAUAACAAAACAA